AUGACGGACGCGGAUGUCUACGCGUACGAGCAGGAGUUCGAGGAGAUGGACGAGUGGGAGGUGAUGCACGCACAGGAGAUGGAGGCCAUGGAGGAAGAGAUGCGCGCCAUGGAGGCCUUCGAGCGGCGGCAGGCAACGGAGAUCAAAUUGCAGCAGCCUGAAGCAGCAGUGUUACCUCCGACCAGUGAUGACGCUGUAGGAGGUGUAGAUGAUGACCUGGAGAAGGCGCAAAGACGAUUGGGCCAAGUACUGGCUCGAUGUGCGACACUGUUGGAUGAGGAUGCAGAUGACGACGUGAACAUGGAGACCGCCAUACAGCCAAAGGAGAAGCAGUCCGCUGCUGCGAAAGUUGACAUAAUGACAGCUGAGUAUCUGUACAGCCGACCGCCUAUUGACGUGGACUCGCUUCCCGUGGUGUUGGAUGAUGGUAAGCGGUUGUUCCUACGCAAAAAGCGCCCCAGCUCCAAGCAUUUCACCUCCAGCUCUGUUCGUAGUGCGGCUGCGUCACUCAUCCCCAUCAGAGAAUUGAUGGAAACAGUCGAACGGAUGGAGAUUAACGAAGCAGCUGCGAAGGAGGACAAGGCAAUGCUGCGGGAGCUUGGGUCAGAUGACAAGAAAGAACCCCACGCGUCAAACACAGUGCUGUGGUUAGACAAAUUCAGGCCACAAAGUUUCUUGGAUCUAUUAAGCGACGAGCGAACCAACCGUGAGGUGUUGUCUUGGAUCAAGUCGUGGGAUCGAUUCGUGUUUCCGAAGAAGAAGCGAGCUAUCGGCGCCCACUCAGCAACCCCUGCCAAGACAAGUGGUUUUGGCGCCCUUCAUAAGUCUCCGUGGUCCCAAUCCCUCUCGCAGAACUAUGCUAAUAGCAUCGCUGGGGAGGAUGACGAAGAUAAACGUCCAUUCAACAAGAUCAUCCUCAUCUGCGGUCCACCUGGGGCGGGUAAAACGACGUUGGCCAACAUAGUUGCACGUCACGCGGGCUACAAUCCCAUCGAAGUAAAUGCUAGCGAUGACCGUACGGCACCUGUGCUGCGUAACAAGAUCAUUAGCGCAAUGGAAAUGCAGUCCAUUUGGGGUGAACGCAAACCAAACUGCAUCAUUCUGGACGAAAUCGAUGGCGCCAUGAAUGGUAGUGACGGAAAAUCUGGGAUUGAAGUUAUUCAAGAGAUCGUCAAUGCUCCAUUGGAAAGGAAAAAAGCAGGAGCGAAGACCGCGGCCAAAAAUCGCCACCCGCUAACUCGCCCACUGAUUUGCAUCUGUAAUGACCUGUACGCAUCCGUGUUGCGCCCCCUACGUCAAAUGGCAAAGAUCUUUACGCUGGACGCACCACACUCACAACGUCUCGUUACACGUCUGAAGUGUAUUUGCCGACACGAAGGCAUCAGGGCUUCUACAGGGGCACUAGCGACUCUGUGCUCAAGCGCUGACAACGAUAUCCGCUAUUGUCUGAAUACGCUACAGUUUCAGACUACCCAGUCACGUGGCAAAACUGGAGUGGCGACGUUGAGUACUGGACUCGUUGCUCAAAAAGACCAUGCCCACGGCAUGUUUGAGGUGCUGGACCUCGUUUUUUACGAGACGCGCUCAAAUUCGGCUAAAAGAGAAGUCCCUGUGGCGGAGAAGAUUGAUGAAGCAGUUGCGUCGCUGGGAAACUUUCCUCUAUUGAUUAGCGGUUUGGAUGAGAACGUGCCCAAGAUGAUCUUCAAUGACCCUACUAUGAACAAGAUCUGCGACGUCUUCGAGUGGCUUGGACUGGCAGCUGAGUACGAAUAUCGCGCUCGCUCUGAGCAACAGUACGCUUUUCAGGCUUACAUUCCAUUUGCCGCCAUUGCAACGCACGCAUCGUGUUGCACAAGCUCUAGACGUCGUGUGGAGUAUCCGCGUGGGCAGUUUGAGGCUCAAAAACGACGGGAUCGCUCUGAAAAUAUCCUGACAGCACUGACAGAGGGAGCGCAGUUGCAGCCACUCUUACGCAUGAGCCCCAGCGUCCUUGUCGUGGAUGUGGUCCCGUGGCUGGUUGCGAGCUUAUCUCCCAACAUCCGCCGUAUCAACCCGUCGCUUCAGACUAAGGAAGAGAAACUGAUGAUUCAGCGACUUAUUCAGUUGAUGGCGUCACUGGGACUGUCAUUCCGUCACAAAUAUCGACCAGAUGGAAGCGAAGACUACGCACUCGAGCCGGCGCUGAAUGAACUGGUGGAGUUCCGAAGUAGAGAAGGUGGCACACCGUAUCAAUACAUGCUUCCGAUAUCGGUGCGGAAGAUGAUAGCUCGCGAGGUGGAGCUGGAGCAGAUGCGUCGGAAUGAAAAAUCGUCUCCGUCCGUUAAGCAAAACAACAGUAAGUCGCCUGCAGUGGCAGUCGACAAAUCCAGCGAAGCUACCAUCGAAGAGAAGGCUGCAAAGGCCGCCUACGUUCUGCCUGAGCUCAGCGAUGUGGAGCUGGUGAAGAAGGACGAGGCUCUGCGUAAGCGUAACCCCUUCGCAUUCGCUCACCGCGAGGCCAAACGAAAACGCGACGAGGAGUUGAACGCAAAGCUCAAGCUACAGCGCACAAACGAUGCGCACAAGCACUCCAGGGUGCACUACAAGUUUAACGAAGGCUACACAUGCGGUAUCAAGACAGCCGUGUACAUCAGUGAUUUAUUAUGAAACCACUGAUCGGCCGACUGUAUUGCAAGUUAAAAGCUCUCUUCUAGCCUUACUGAGUCAACUACAUCUUUACUUCUUCCCCUUCUUUUUCUUCUUGUCCGUUUGGCUUGCGAGUACCGGUGCAUCGGGGUAGUUCUGGGUGGGCGACAAUGGCGUCGUCGACGGCGGCAGCGUCUUCAUGGGCCCAAGCACCUCUUACAAUACGAAGCGCAGUAGCCUCGUUAGUCGGAACAGGUUCGUCGUGUCCGUCGUGGUGUAUUUGACCACCCCAACGCGUCCGGCGACACUACGAGGUGAAGCGUUGGCAACGUGGUGCGACACCCGCGACACCCGCGCCACCACCUUCACGUCCUUCUUGGCCGUCGCACGCGUCUUGAGGAAGAAGCGCGAGUUUAGGGGAUCCCCCACGAAAUCCAACUUCGUCUGCUCCUCGAAGCGCUCCCAGAUCACAUUACCAUUGCCCACCAUCGUUGCUUGGAUGGGCACCUUCCGAGAUGCAAUCUCACCGGUAUGGUGCUUUUAUGUCUAAAUGCUGAUGUGCUCUGUCGACGUCCG
Phytophthora infestans T30-4 is the source of this 3201-nucleotide messenger RNA. RefSeq names its product chromosome transmission fidelity protein, putative. Bases 1 to 2646 code for a protein of 881 amino acids. Gene Ontology annotation, molecular function: ATP hydrolysis activity; ATP binding. NCBI's taxonomy places the organism in Eukaryota, Oomycota, Peronosporomycetes, Peronosporales, Peronosporaceae. The record is from RefSeq and is a predicted model, not a curated record. The transcript has 4 exons.